AUGGCCCGCAUCAGCUAUGUCGCGUCGUUCUUCAUGCCGCUUGUUUGCUCCAGCAAAUCCUACGUCAGCCUCCUCGCGCUCCUGAACAUCGCCGCGCUCUUCGCCCUCGCCUACGUCCUCACGCAAUUGCUCGCGGCCCAGUACCAUGACCCGUCCAUGUUCCGGCCCAACAGCCAGGACUACUUCCGGACCGCGCUGCUCGGCUUCUUCUCGCCGUUUUGCCUCUACUUCGUCAAGCACUUCAUGCUCAACCUCAGCCCGCGCUUCGUGCUCGUCGGGCUGAUCGUCGACUACCCGGUCAACGACCUGUUUUGCCUGCUCAUCGUGUUCUGUCUCGCCUACCCGCAAGUGCAGGACGCGCAUUCCUACUCCCUCGACGACACCACCUGGCACAUCAUCCCGAAGCAGUCGUGCGUAUUCGGCAUCUCCUGGUCGCUGUGCGAGUUGCUGCUGUGUCUCGUCGAAAGCAUCUACGCGUACGAGGAGCUGCCUUCUCCAGAGUCCGCCCAGCGCCAACUCGAGCUGCAGCUCCGCCAGGACGAACAGGACUCCGCUCGCACCGACAUCACCCUAUCCAAGUGUGUGGACGUCAAACGCAAAUCCUCGCACAUCUCUGAAAACGUGUAUUGCCACGACCCGCCCGACUCCCCACCAGGCCCCGCGUCUGCCCUCGCCCCGGCUCCGGCCCCCGCCCCCGCAUCUACUCCUCUCCUGGAUCCUUCCUACGGUAGCAUCCGAUCCGACGACGCUGCCGCUCCCGAAAGCACCGUCGUGGUGAAUUUUAACGACAACUCCAUGUCGUUUCUACGCGACCUCGAAACUGCAGGCUCGGCAUCCCACUCUCGUACCCGCCAUAACCCUCUCUACUCCGGCAACAUCAAAUACUUCCCGGAAAUCACUUCUGUGCGUGACUUCCUCAAACAGCUCUUCUUCUCCAACCUUGUCAUCGCCAGUAACAUCUUGCUCACCGUGGGCCAGGCGCUCAUCUCCUCCAUGUACUUCAUCUACGUCCCCGGCCACGACAACCUCUUCACCUCAGCUGUCAUCUACUUCGGCUCCCGAACUUUCCCCUUCUUCUUACUUUCCGUCGUCACCCCCUUCACUUUGCUCAACUUCCUGGUACAUCUAUUACUCUUCUUCUGGAAAGAAGAUACCCCCGACUCCUACGACCCACUCACCAAGAACACUAGCAAUUUAGAUCUACGCGUACACACUUCCCAACCCCAAAGCCUUCAGUAUAUCACUUCUGAUCAACUUUUUGUGGUAAACUCCAUCUACACUCAAGAUAUGCUGGCUUCUGACGAAGACGCAGGUUUCAAGAUUUUGCACCUUUUCCGCAAAUUCAUGUCCACUUGGCGGGCCAUGGCUUCCCAUCAGAGCUUUAUUCUAGUAGGUCUCACUCUUUGGGCUACGUCGGUAUUUAUAUUUGCCAUCGUGUCCACUAUCAAGCAUUAG
Messenger RNA from Lachancea fermentati, 1455 nucleotides. NCBI's taxonomy places the organism in Eukaryota, Fungi, Ascomycota, Saccharomycetes, Saccharomycetales, Saccharomycetaceae. The record is from the annotation of a GenBank genome assembly.